Molecule: messenger RNA, 918 nt
Organism: Mixia osmundae IAM 14324
Lineage: Eukaryota; Fungi; Basidiomycota; Mixiomycetes; Mixiales; Mixiaceae
Exons: 2
Coding region: 1-918 (305 amino acids)
Biological process (GO): site-specific DNA replication termination at RTS1 barrier; mitotic DNA replication termination
Cellular component (GO): nucleus
Source: RefSeq, a predicted model, not a curated record
AUGGGCAAUGACGGCGGAUCGAUCGCCCAACGCACAGAACUCGUCAAGACACGAGCAAAGCCAAAGACGGGCGAUGUCAGACAGAUCCAGAGAGCGAUCUGGUUCUUCUGUGCGCUCUCAAAGCAACCCCUCUCGCCUCCCUGUGUGGCCUGUCCGCUCGGCAAAAUCUACAACAAGACUGCGCUGCUCACCUUUCUGCUCGAUCCUGCUGCCUUUGGCGCCGAGGGUCAGGCGACAGCAGGCCACAUCCGAUCACUCAAGGAUGUCACCAAUCUCGUCCUGACUCCGAACCCGCUGCUCAAGUCGGACGAAGAUCGACAGACAGCCUACAAGGACAGCAGGGAGACUGCUUUUGAGACCAGUCACUUUGUCUGCCCCAUCACGCUCAAAGAGAUGAACGGCGGUCUGCCAUUUGUCUACUUGCGGCCCUCCGGCGCCGUCGUCUCCGAGCUCGGUCUCGCUUCCCUUCGUGCAUCGGCGGCCAGCGACAGACGGCGGGAGUGUCCCGUCACGGGCGUCCCGUACAAGGACGGACAGGAGGAAGAGAUCGUGAGGUUGCACCCGACCGGCGUGCUCGCAGACCAGAUGCGGCUAGCCUGGACAGAACGCUGCCUUGCCGAGAAAGCCGAGAGAGCGAGCAGAAAGACGGACAAGCUUGCCGGCGGCGAGUCCAGGAAGCGCAAAAAGGCUCUGCCUCAUGAGGCGGAUCAGGAAGGCAGCAAGAAGCGCAUCGUGCAGUCAGACACAAAGCCUGAGCCGACAGUGCGGACGAGCAUGCCUCAAAUGCUGGCAGUGCAGCUCGAACAAGGCAAGCUUGCGAGGAGCAAAGCUGUCGAGUCACUCUACCUCAAGCCAGGCGCGAACAAGCAAGCUGAAUCAUGGAUGACAAGAGGCACAUAUACUCGCUACGCUGGCUAG